CAUCCGUGGAAUUUGUGGAUUAUGUCUCCUUCUAUUUGCAAUAGGUUAUCAGUACGCAUGCGCUAAACUCAUAGCAUAUCUCUCUUCCGGUGUGUUAAUUUCAUUUGGAUUGAAUUUUGCGUAAAAUGCGGCUGCUUCUUGCUAUAGCUGCGCUUGUUUCGAGCAGCCUAGCUGCUCAAACAACUACAACAACAGUUUCAAGCGCUACUGACAGUGGUCUUCACAUUCCCGGUCUGCCGAGCGGUGGGGACCUGAACAGGAUUGUCCGCGAGAGUUUCAAGAACGUCGACAGCGAUCAUGACGGCUUCAUCGAGCGCUACGAGUUCGAUACCCUAGUCAUAGUGGCCGAUACCGAUAACGACGGCUGCAUGUCACUUGAAGAGUAUAAGGGCUUUUCCGCCGGCACACCGGAAAUAGCGACCCGGAUAUACCAUCAUUUUGACCCCACCAACACCGAUUGCAUAACCGUAGACAAGGUCGCCGGGCAGUUCGACUUGAUGGACACCGACACUGAUCGCAAAGUGAGUCCGAGGGAGUUUGAAGCAUACUACCUUAACCUCCUACAAGAACUGUUCGCGAUCGAUGUUACCUUAAAUCCCGCAGUCGUUAACCCCGUGGGCUGAUAUGGGGACCCCCGGGAUAGGAACAUGGAGGGGACAUGGUAAAGGCGGAAAACUCGCUCUUCCAAAAAUAUAUGCCGACUGUCCUUUUACUUUAUUGAAUUGUUAAUGUGCCGAUUUUUUAAGGAAAAUAAAUAGUUUUUGCAAUA
Molecule: messenger RNA, 769 nt
Organism: Dreissena polymorpha
Lineage: Eukaryota; Metazoa; Mollusca; Bivalvia; Myida; Dreissenidae
Exons: 7
Coding region: 126-623 (165 amino acids)
Molecular function (GO): calcium ion binding
Source: RefSeq, a predicted model, not a curated record